ACCGUUGUUCCUUGUUCUCUGUCUUUCGAGUUUUAGACACCGAAAGACGAAAGAGAUGGAACCACCGGCCACCGCCUCCUACCGCUCCUCCAGACGGCUCCUCUUUGACCGCCGUUACGGCUGGGUGGUCGACGACUGGAAGGACCCAUCGGAAGAAGCUCUCGCCGGCGGCCGAGGAAUGUUUUGUGUAGUUCCCUUGACGAAAACUCUGUUUCAGACAGCUUCACAAUCAAUUAGCUCGGCUGUAAAUUUUCUGGAUAUGAAGCUUCAAAAAUUGUCAAAUCCUAUGCACAACCCAAAAUCUAGUAUCGUAGACACUACUAGUGCAGACUCAAGGUCAGAAUGAGAUGUGUUGGAUUGACAUGUACUUGUGUUUAUUGUUGGGAUUAUACGGCUAGAUCUCAUCUAUGUACUUUGUUGAAAGUCUUUUUUUUUGCUUGUGUUCGUCACAAGACAGCCAAGGAAGACAUUGUGAGAUUAUAUGAAUAUUCUUUCCCUUGUGAAUCCUAUAGUUUUGUGUGUAAUGAUUUAGAAGCAUAUGUAUAAUCUAAUAUCUUUAUCUA
This is a messenger RNA of Camelina sativa (false flax), 563 nucleotides long. RefSeq lists its product as uncharacterized. The record is from RefSeq and is a predicted model, not a curated record. Lineage: Eukaryota; Viridiplantae; Streptophyta; Magnoliopsida; Brassicales; Brassicaceae.